Messenger RNA from Entrophospora candida, 267 nucleotides. The record is from the annotation of a GenBank genome assembly. NCBI's taxonomy places the organism in Eukaryota, Fungi, Glomeromycota, Glomeromycetes, Entrophosporales, Entrophosporaceae.
AUGGGCUUUAAUUACGAUAGAGUAACAGCUUCUAAAUGGACAAAAUUAUUUGUUCUAGUGUCAAUUCUACAACUUAUUGUAAUUGUUGCAUUGGAGACAAAUGUACUUACUCGUAAUGUUAGAUUUGUUAAAGUAUUGAUAUCAAAACAGGAUCCUGGAGCCUCCUGUGAAUUAAAGCCUUCGAUUAGUCGAAUGCAACUUAUUUUACAAGAAAAUGUUGUUUUCAUGAUAUUUCAAAUAUUUCAACUAUGGUUCUGUGUAGAUGCG